AUGAGGGGUAGUACUAUAAACGAUAUGGUGGACAGCUCAUUUGAUUAUAAAAGUGAUUAUUCUCGUGAAGACAAAAAUGAUUUAUCAUCUUCUGUAAAAAGCCUUUCUUCUAUAGAUGAAAUAAAUAUUAAGAAAAGAAAAGAUUGUACAUAUAAUACUUUUGACGAGAAUUUUUUUAAAUCCCAUUGUGACGUAGAUGAACACACUUACCAAGAAAGUUAUAUGAGUGAUAUUAACAAAAGGAAAAAUCUGCCUUCUUAUUUAAGCAAAACAAAAACAUUGGAAAAACGAGAUUCUUGUGAAGAUUAUAAAUUGAGAGGUAAUAAGAUGAAUAGCCUAAAAUGUGACAGGUUGAAUAGCUUGAGGAGUGAUAAAUUAAACAGCUUGAGGAGUGAUAAAUUAAACAGCUUGAAGAGUGAUAAAUUAAACAGCUUAAGGAGUGAUAAAAUAAAUAGCCUAAAAAGUGAUAGAUUGAAUAGUUUAAGGAGUGAUAAAAUGAAUAGCCUAAAAUGUGACAGGUUGAAUAGUUUGAGAAGCGAUAAAAUACAGAGCUUGAGAAGCGAUAAAAUAAACAGCUUGAGGAGUGAUAAAAUAAACAGCUUGAGAAGUGACCGUAUUCGUAGUUUAAAACAUUACAAAUUAAAGAAAGAAAAACGAAUUAAAGACGAACGGAUGAAAUAUAUUUAUAAGAGUUAUAGAUCUUGCCCAUUGAAGGAAACAGAAAAAACAGGUAUAUGGAUUAUCGAUACAGUAAAUGAGGCCUUAGAUAAUUUAUAUGAUAUGAAUGAAAAAGAUAGUUAUUUUAAGAAUAUAGAUAUAAUAGAAAGUGAAAUGGAAGAUAAGAACAAUAAAGAUAUGGAUGAGGUAAAUGAUUUAGAAGAUGUUCAUAUAUCAUGUAAGGAUAUAAAUGAAAAUAUGAAAAUAAAAUGGCCAGAUUUCUUAAAAUUAAACAAUCUUAUAUAUUAUAAUCAUAUAUUGAACAUUUAUGAAGGUAUAAGAAAUAUUUUUAAUAAAUAUGAAAAAGAAAAAAAAAAAAAUAAAAUAAAUGAAAACGGUGAUGAGAAAUAUGAUGAAGAAGAUAAUAUAUAUGAUGAUGAAAAUAGUAUUCAUGAGGAUCAUAAUAGAACAGAUGAAAAACAUAAAUACAAAGAUAAACAUAAGUUUAAAAAUAUUCUUAAUAAUAAUAUAUUAAAAAAUAAGUCUAAUAGAUUGUCUUUACCCAAAUUUCCAUACAAAGAUUUAAAAGAUCGUUGUAUAUCCAAAUGUUAUAAAAACUUACCAGAAAUACAUAUCAUCAAUGAUGAAAAUAAUAUGUCACAAAAUAUAAAAGAACAAGGGGAUGAUAAUGAGGAAUGUGAUGGGGAGUUUCCCAUUCAAUUUGUAUCACCUCCUGAAUUAAUUCGUGGUUUAAAAGAAAGAUAUAUUGAAUUUUGUGAUAUUAUAGGAGAUCAUUUAGAAUAUAUGGAAGAAAAUGGAAAGUAUAGUUUUAAAGAAUAUUGUAUGGAAGUUUCUAGGGUUUUUACGAACCAUAUUAUUGAUUUAGUAUCCUUAUCACAUGUACCUCAUUUUGUAUAUACGUUAUUGGAUAAUUUUCAAGGAUGUAUAAAAAAUUUGUCUUUUGAGAAAAUAAAUUUAAGAGACCCGAAUAGAAAACAAGAUCAUUUUGAUAAUGAAAGUGUGAAUCACAUAAUAAUACAACCAUAUAAAUGUAAUAUUAAUGAUGAUGAUAAAAAUUAUAAUAAGUAUGAUCAUAAUGAAUUAUUUUAUGGAAAUAAUAUGAUAUAUAAUAAUUCUUACAAUACUCAAAUGCAUAAUAACAAUAUGCAAGCAAAUUAUUCAGUACCGGUAGAUUUAUCUUGUAAUAAUUCGAUAUCAAACUUUAAUUCUACGAUGGUUGUAAAUAAUAACAAGGAUAAUAAUGAUAAUAUUAAUGGUAAUAAUAAUGAUAAUAUUAAUGGUAAUAGUAAUGAUAAUAUUAAUGGUAAUAAUAAUGAUAAUAUUAAUGGUAAUAAUAAUGAUAAUAUAAAUGGUAAUAAUAAUGAUAAUAUAAAUGGUAAUAAUAAUGAUAAUAUUAAUGGUAAUAAUAAUGAUAUUAUAAAUGGUAAUAAUAAUAAUGAUAACAAUAAUAAUAAUAAUAAUAGCUGCAAUGAUUAUAAUUAUAAUUAUAAUUGUAGUUAUAAUGAAAAUGGUUAUAAUAACAAUAAAAACAAAACCUUUUCUUUACAUCCCAAUUAUAUGUUCAACAAUAAUUCACACAAAUACGAUUAUAUGAGAAAUAACCUGCAUAAUAAAGAAAAUGUGAUAUCACAAAAUUAUCAUAGCUUGCCAACAUAUACAAGAACAUAUACAAACAAUAGAAAUAAAUUAAUGAAUAAUAUAAUAUCGAGUGAACAUAUUUCAUCCAAAUAUAAUGAUAUCAAAAAUAAAUCUUAUAAUAAUAAUAAUAAUAAUUUAAAUAUAUUAUCUAGAAAAUGUAAAACUAGUAGUAUGAAUUUACCACAACUAACAAAAGAAGAUCAAUUUAAUAAUCAAGAGGAAGAUUAUAAUUUUGAAAAAUCGAGUACUAAUAAUUCAGAAAUUAAUACAAAUACAGAAACCAAUAUGUAUAUGAAUAACUCAUUUAAUAUAACCAGCCAAACCGAAAAUUAUUAUACAUCAAAUUCUUUGCCUCUAAAUAAUUCAUUUCAUAAUAUGGGACCAAAAAUUAGUAAGGUCGAAACAAAUGAUUUCUUAGAAUGUAAAAGUAACUACACCUCAAGGUAUCACAACUGA
Plasmodium reichenowi is the source of this 2772-nucleotide messenger RNA. RefSeq lists its product as hypothetical. The coding region runs from base 1 to 2772 and encodes 923 amino acids. The transcript has a single exon. Lineage: Eukaryota; Apicomplexa; Aconoidasida; Haemosporida; Plasmodiidae. The record is from RefSeq and is a predicted model, not a curated record.